UGUAGCUAAUCACCUUGACUUAGUCUUUCAACUUCAUAAUUCUGCAAAGAUUUCUCAGUAUCCUUCUUUGCUUCAUUUGCUUUGCUGCUCUCUUCUCAAUUCUCUUGUCUCUUUACUACUAAAGUUGUACUUCCUUUCAACAAAAGAAUGGCAGUGGGAGAGAUCUUUCUUGUGGCAUUCCUUCAGUUGCUGCUGGACAGGUUAACGCCUCGGGAGAUCCUGGGCAACUUUGGAAGCUUGGGAGGAGUUGGCAAAAAGCUGCAGAAAUGGAGGGAAACACUGUCGGCAGUUGCAGCUUUGCUUUCCGAUGCGGAGGAGAAGCAGCUGACGAGCAAGGCAGUGGAUCUGUGGCUGAAUGACCUCAAACACUUGGCUUACGAUAUGGACGAUCUACUCAACACCUUUUCUAAUGAGAUGUUAGAACGAAGCAAGGUUGACCAAACUGGCACAAGCAAGGUACGAGGCUUCUUUACCAAAGUUCCUCACAAAGUUAAGUUCAAUUUCAAUAUGAACUCCGAAAUAGACGACAUUGCUAAUCGCUUGCAAGACAUAUUUGACCGGAAAGAGAAACUCGGUUUGAAAUAUAUUGAGCAUACCUCUACUUCAACAUCGUCAUCGCACAGGACACCAAGUUCAUAUGUGUUGGAUGGACCUGUGGUUGGGAGAGAUGAAGACACAAGAAAGAUUGUGGAAUUGUUGUCCAGAAAUGCUGAUCCUUCUUCUCCCACAAAUUAUCAAGUUGUUGCCAUUGUUGGUAUGGGUGGACUCGGCAAGACAACGCUUGCGGGACAAGUCUUCAAUGAUGUAGUUGCAAUGAAACAGUUUAGUCUCAAGAUCUGGGUUUCAGUGUCCGAUGACUUCGAUCUUCAAACGGUGACAAGAACUAUUUUUAAGGAAGUCACAUCUCGGCCAUGUGAUAUGGAUGAGCUCAGUCGACUUCAAGAUAAUCUGAGCAAGGAGAUUGAUGGUAAAAGGUUUUUGAUUGUUUUAGAUGAUGUAUGGAGCACGUGUGAUUAUGAUUCAUGGACAAAACUGCAAGCUCCCCUCCGUGGCGGAGCCAAGGGAAGUAAGGUAAUGGUGACAACACGUGAUGAAAAAGUAGCUGCAUUGACGGGAGCCCCAGCCGCUGAAGUUUAUUAUUUAAAGACUCUAUCAGAUGAAGGUUGUUUGCAAGUAUUUGAGCAGCAUGUUGGCAAUGACAGGCCACCGAAUUUCGAGUUGCUUAAGAAGAAAAUUAUUACGAACUGCAAUGGAUUGCCAUUGGCUGCAAAAACUCUUGGUGGUGUUUUACGUUGUAAAGAAACUGACAAGUGGGAGGAAAUACUAAAUGACAAAUUAUGGAGUAUAUCAGAUGGGAGAAAAAUACUCCCUGUACUGAGAUUGAGUUAUCAUUAUCUCCCUUCAACUUUGAAGAGGUGCUUUGUCUAUUGCUCGAUACUUCCCAAUGACUAUGAAUUUGGGAAAACCCAAUUGAUCCUUCUGUGGAUGGCAGAGGGUUUCCUUGAGCAACCAGAAGGGAAAGCAAUGGAAGAUAUUGGUGACGAAUAUUUUGGGGAGCUAUUGUCUCGGUCAUUAUUUCAGAACUCGGGCAAAAACAGUUUGUGCUAUGUAAUGCACGACCUUGUUGGUGAUUUGGCACGAUGGGCUGCUGGAGACACAUUUUGCAGAUUGGAGGAUAAACGGCAUGGUAGAUGUUCUGCAAAUACUCGUCAUCUAACUUACGUUUCUGGUAAGUUCGAUGGGGCAAAAAGAUUUGAGACAUUUUCUGAAGCAAAACGCUUGCGGACUUUCCUACCACUUCCUGUUUCCGGUGGUUAUGAGAAUUAUGUAACUCGUUAUGCUACUUUUAAUUUAUUGCCACAAUUGAAGUACUUGCGGGUGCUCUCCUUCAAUGGCUAUAAACUGACCGAGGUGCCAAAUUCCGUAGGUAAGUUGAGACAUCUACAAUACCUUGAUCUUUCUCACACAUUAAUAAUGAGUUUGCCUGAGUCAACAUGCAUGCUUUACAACUUACAGACGUUAAUAUUAGAGAAUUGUUCAAAAUUGAAGACACUACCUUCAAACAUGAGCAAUUUAUCUAAUUUACGUCAUCUCAACAAUUCAAACAUGCCUUCAUUGGAAGAAAUGCCUCCCAAAGUAAGUCGGUUGACUCAUCUGCGAACUUUGCCUAAUUUUGUGGUGGGGAAAGGUAGUGCAUCAGGGAUUGGAGAGAUACAGUCAUUGCAUCUUCGUGGGACCUUGAGUGUUGGAAGAUUGGAAAAUGUGAUUGAUGUUGGGGAUGCGAAGACGGCUCAAAUAAUGAACAAGGAAGGGCUGGAAAUCUUGCAAUUGGAAUGGAGCGGCACAAGCGAGAAGGAAUUGGAGGUGCUGUGCAGUUUAGAACCUCAUAAAAAGCUUAAGGAGCUGACCAUCAAGGGCUACAAUGGUUUCGAAUUUUCAAAAUGGAUUGGACAUCCUUCAUUCUCUGAUAUGAUAUCUAUGAAGUUAGAGAACUGUAAAAACUGUCGAUUUUUACCUCCUCUUGGCCAAUUACCUUUUCUGAAAAAACUUCAGAUACAAGGACUGGUCAAUGUUAAAAGUGUGGGUGCUGAGUUUGAUGGAGAGUGUAGCUUGCCUUUUCCAGUGUUGGAAGCCCUGACGUUCAAGGAUAUGCAAAAUUGGAAGGAGUGGCUUCCUUGCAAAAGAGAUGAAGAAAUUCGAUUUUUCCCAUGCAUGGAAAAGCUUUCCAUCCUUAGUUGCCCCAAAUUGAAAGGUUGGUUGCCCAAGAACAUGGAUUCAUUAUCAGAGCUGUAUAUUGAUGAAUGUGAAGAGUUAGUGGUUUCAAUUGCCCAUUAUAAACAUAUACAUAAGUUGACCAUCAACGGUUGUAAAAGGGUGGUGCACAGAAGUGGAGUUAAGUUUGAGCUAUUGGAGUAUAUGGGGCUUUCAAGUAUACCAGAGUUCAGACUCGAAAUAGACGGGUUCAUCAGAGGAUUGCCAAAGCUUCAAAAUUUGUGGAUUACUGGUUGUGAAGAGUUGACAUGUUUAUGGGAGAAUGAGGAGAGAUGUCGGAUUUCUAAUAUUAUUGGAGGCAACAUCUCUGACUCCGCCUCUCACUUUAUUCAAAAGCUAAGAGCACUCAAGGAACUUGAGUUAACUGGAUGCUUAAAUCUAAUUUCUUUUCCAGAAGCUCCUCUGCCACCUUGUCUUGAAUAUGUAAAGAUAGAGUCGUGUAAUUCUCUGACGCAUUUUGUAAGGUAUCAGGUACCACUAAGCAUACGAAGAAUAGAGAUAGCAAAAUGUCAAAAUUUGAAAGUAUUAGUCAAGGAGGGGGAACUAGAGGGUUAUGCAUCCUCUUCUUCUUGUCUGGAGUACUUGGAGAUAAAAGAGUGUACGUCUUUAACAUCCUUAUCAGGCGAAGGCGGCCGACUACCCAGAACGCUUAAGCACCUUUUGAUAAGUGGCUGUGAACAAUUGGAGUCAAUAAUCAAAACAUUCCACGAUGACACCUGUCUUGAAGAUAUUUGGAUAAUGAAUUGUGCAAAUCUGAAAUCUUUACCAGAGGGGCUACGCCAUCUCUCCGCUCUUCGCAUGUUGAGUAUACUCGGAUGUGGAAGUCUCGUUUCCUUCCCGAGCGGAGGGUUGCCAUACAACCUGAUAGACUUGUCUAUCUCGUUUUGUGAUAAAUGGGAAGCCCUCCCCAGAGGCAUGGACAACCUCAGCUCUCUUGAGACUUUGUCGUUGGGAUACUGUGGAGGUUUGGCAUCCAUUCUAGAAGAGGGUUUCCCACCCAACCUAAUUACUCUUCAAAUUUUCGAUCCCAAAAGCUGCAAGCCUCUCUCAGAGUGGGGGCUUCACCACUUGGACAGACUCACCUCUCUUAAAGCCUUGGAUAUCGGUGGUGUAGAUCGAGAUCUGGUGUCCUUUCCGCCAAAGGAGGUGCUGCUCCCUAAAUCUCUCAUUAGACUCAUCAUUGCAGACUUCCCAAAUCUGAGGCGCCUGUCAUCAUCUUUUCAGUCACUCACAUCUCUUGAAUCCCUCAUCAUAAAGAAUUGCCCAAGGCUAGCAUCUAUUAUUCCAGAACAAGAGGAUCAUCUGCCUCUUUCACUUACACAGCUUCGCAUCUAUGAGGAGUGUCUGCUGCUCAAAAAGAAAUACCAACCAGGUAAAGGACCACACUGGCCCAAAGAAAUAGCCCACAUCCCUUACGUUUUUGUUGGAGACUACGGUGACGAAACCGAAGCCGACCGCUGGGCAUAGAAAAUUAGAAAUCAAACUAUAGGGCCGCAAGAAGUACAAGAUUGAGAAAGUAAAUUGAGCAAUGGACCAGCUCAAGAGUCUUGAUCCACGCACCCUUCUAAUUCUGGUUUAAGGGCAGCAGCAAGUAAAAGGUGGAGAAAGUUGUUUGCAAUGAGAGCACCUCAAGAAUUUUGAUCUGGGCUUCUAGUUCUGGUUCAAGGUUAGAAGCUCAGGCAUUUCUUUUCUAUAUGAUAGCCAUUGAGGUAUUUAAGCAUGCCGCUACCAUUUCAGGGUGUUUCAGCUUCUUCGAGCGCAGUUGUUCAGGAAAGCAUGCUACUAUCAUCAUCUUAGUCGUAUUUAUAAUUACUCGGUUAAAAAAUGCUAUUCAAUACAGAAAAGCCGAAGAAUGUAUGUGCAACUGUUCAAGAGCCGAGGUACAAGAGGCCGAGAGUCAUGCUAGCAUAAAAUCAUCGACUGCCUGAGAGCAAUGCCUGAAUACAUCUUUGGCCAUGUUUUAUAGUAUCAGGCACUAACGGGGGAGCAUAAUAUCAGAGACUUUUGAUAUGUCACCCAGCAAGUAUGGUAUUUCUCAGUGUGUUCUUGCACGUCUUCGUGCUCCUUAUCAGUUGUAUGUUUAAUUGAGAGUAAAAAUAGAAUGGUAAAGAGUUGAUAAGUCAACUUUGGUGCAAAGGUGACGUUCGGAGUGUAUUGUGUCAGUAAAGGUCGUCUAAUCCAGUUUUAUAUUGGCGGGUUUCCUCUCUAUGAUGUAAUAAGUCGGUUAGGAUUAGGCUAGAUCAGUAGUUCAAUUCUUAAUCUAUGUAACUAACAUAGAAUAAUAUAUAAAUCAAGCUAUGCUUUUGAUACUUUAA
Molecule: messenger RNA, 5087 nt
Organism: Rosa chinensis
Lineage: Eukaryota; Viridiplantae; Streptophyta; Magnoliopsida; Rosales; Rosaceae
Product: putative disease resistance protein At3g14460
Exons: 6
Coding region: 148-4239 (1363 amino acids)
Biological process (GO): defense response to other organism
Molecular function (GO): protein binding; ADP binding
Source: RefSeq, a predicted model, not a curated record